CAUUUUCGCCCCGAGCGCUGCAGUGCGAGUUCCGUUGGCAACUGUCAAUGUCACAUUUCUCUCUUUUAUCCAGAAAAUGGCACCGAAAAAGCCUACUGACAAGCCCGCGGGGAAACCCGAUGAGAAGAAGAAGAAGCCUGCCGCCGCUGCCCCAGCAGCCUCCACUUCGGGGGCCGCCAAGCCGGCAGAGAAGAAACCAGCCGCUGCAAAGCCCGCAGCAUCGGCUCCGGCGGCGAAGCCAGCUGAGAAGAAGCCUGCUGGCGAGAAGAAGCCUGCGGAGAAGAAGGUAGCGCCCGCCCCGAAGGUAGCCACGGCCCCUAAGGCUGCUGCUGCCCCCAAAGCGGCCGCUGGAACUUCGAAACCCGCCCCGGCGGGUGAUAAGAAGAAGCCCGCUGAGAAGAAGACGGCCGCCAGCACGAGUGCUGCUGCUCCCAAGAAGCCAGCAGAGAAGAAAGCCACUGCUGCUAGCGCCAAGAAGCCCGCUGCUGCUCCGGCUGGGGAGAAGAAGGCCGCCGAGAAGAAGACCGCGGCUAAGAAGACUCCUGCCAAGACUCCAGCUGCUGCUCCGGCUGCCAAGAAGGCCGCCCCAGCUAAGAAACCCGUCGCUAAGGAUGCCAAGGCUAAGAAACCCGCUGGCACGAAGAAACCUGGAGCUGUGUCGAAGCCUGUGGCGAAGAAGCAGGCCGCUGCCAAGGCGAAAUUGGCCAAGGCGAAGGGAGCCGCAGGACCGGCUGGAAAGGUGCAGAAGGGAACGGCAAAGACCAAGGCUGCUGCUGUUGCGAAGGCUAAGAGGACAGCGACGAAGGUUGUUAAGGGUCCAAAUGGCACGCGCACACGCAAGAUCCGCACGUCCGUGCACUUCCGUCGCCCCAAGACGCUGAGGCUGCCGCGUGACCCCAAGUACUCGCGCAAGUCGGCGCCGAAGAGGAAUAGGAUGGACGCGUACAACGUGAUCAAGUAUCCGCUGACCACGGAAGCGGCCAUGAAGAAGAUCGAGGACAACAAUACGCUCGUGUUCCUCACGCACCUGCGCUCCAACAAGCAUCACGUGCGGGCGGCCGUGCGCAAGUUGUACGACAUCAAAGUGGCCAAGGUGAACCUCCUCAUCCAGCCGGACGGCAAGAAGAAGGCGUACGUAAGGCUGGCCCGGGAUUAUGACGCCCUGGACAUUGCCAACAAGAUCGGCAUCAUAUAAUUCUUUCCGCUCCGCAUUUGUUGUGGACCUAAUAUAAAGAUGAUUAAAGGAAAGAUGACAAGAA
Phlebotomus argentipes is the source of this 1259-nucleotide messenger RNA. RefSeq names its product histone H1.10 (gene RpL23A). The transcript has 3 exons. The record is from RefSeq and is a predicted model, not a curated record. NCBI's taxonomy places the organism in Eukaryota, Metazoa, Arthropoda, Insecta, Diptera, Psychodidae. The coding region runs from base 77 to 1195 and encodes 372 amino acids. Gene Ontology annotation, biological process: ribosomal large subunit assembly; translation. Gene Ontology annotation, cellular component: cytosolic large ribosomal subunit; ribosome. Gene Ontology annotation, molecular function: structural constituent of ribosome; rRNA binding.